AUGUUUGCAAACGUGAGUUUUUUCUUACCCAAGGCACCCAGGGCGAGCUACAAGUGCGUUCGUGUGGGUCAUGUGCGGUUUCCGACUGCCACGGCUCGUGGUCGACGUCCGCGAAUGUGUGUGAACGGCCUGGAUUCGCUUCAAAGAGCACCGCCACGACUUGACGAAAACUCGCGCAGAGCUCUCUGGAAACGCAUCUUUCAUCUCGAAGAGGAAGUUCGACGUGCUGUGGAAGAAGAGCGUUUCGAGGAUGCGGCACGUUUGCGAGAUGAAGCGCACGAAGCGCGUCAAACGGACCGCUUCGUCUACCUCAAGCAGGCGUUGCUGAAAGCUGAGGAGGCAAAGCGCGAAGAGGAGAUUCAAGCGCUCCGUGAGGCGCUGUCGAAGGAGUCGCCGCCGCCAGUGGAACAUGCUGUGGAAAAACGUACCGGACCACAGAAAAAAGACACUGGUCGCAAGGCGUCCGACACGAGAAGGAGCGCGUUCCCGGAGGCGGGUCGAAAGCGGGGCUCAAGGCAUCCGAAACCCUCGCCGGAGCUCUCGGCUGCCUUGAAGCGACUUGAAGCAGCCUUCGGUUCGACGCCGAAUCCAGCGCCUGCUUCUUCACAAGAGGCGGAGCAGAGACUAACAAACGUUACCGACACGGUGGACAAUGGUGUCCGCGUUCGCGUGGAAACAUUCUAUCGUCUCGAAGACUCCAAACCUGAGGCAGGGGAGUAUCUCUUCGGGUAUAACGUCCGCAUUGUGAAUGAGACGUCGAAGACCAUCCAGCUCGUUGCCCGCUAUUGGCGUAUUCAGACAAAGGAGGGCCUCGUUUCCGAGGUUCGCGGCCCCGGCGUGAUUGGCAAGCAACCCGUGCUGGAGCGCGGUGAGGAGUUCACUUACACUUCGGCAUGCCCCAUAAAACUCAAGAGGCCUGCUGCGGCGGGCGAGUUGGUUGGGUCAAUGGAAGGCUCGUACCGGUUUGUGACUGGCGCAUUGGGUGAACUCAGUUUCGAAGUGAAAAUUGGGCGCUUUGGUUUCUUUAUCUGA
Cyanidioschyzon merolae strain 10D is the source of this 1032-nucleotide messenger RNA. RefSeq lists its product as hypothetical. Gene Ontology annotation, molecular function: protein binding. The record is from RefSeq and is a predicted model, not a curated record. NCBI's taxonomy places the organism in Eukaryota, Rhodophyta, Bangiophyceae, Cyanidiales, Cyanidiaceae. The transcript has a single exon. Bases 1 to 1032 code for a protein of 343 amino acids.